AUGUCCAACGGCAUCUGGGGAGAGAAGGUGUUCAAGGAGUGGUUGGAAGAUGAAAAACAAUGGCGGUUGAUCACCGACAUCCGGGCUUGGAGCGACGAAGACAUGACCAGGCACUUGAGCAGGGACCCGAUGUAUCUCAGCGCGCACCUAAUUUCUUCUCACACAGCCGGAUAUCGUGAGUAUAUCACCUCCGACCUUCCAGAGCAGUCUUAUGGACUAGGAACCCUGGACAAAUUCCCUGGCGAGAUUCUGGAUUACAUCCUCGGAUGUCUGGAACCCGACUGGCUUGAGACCUUUGGUCGAACUUGCAAACUCGCCAGAUACUUCAGCGCCCACCAGACAGGAUUAGUGAUGCUCCGAAAGUGGGCACCUAUGGUGCCUCCCAUCAUUCGAUGCGUGGGCCUGGGCCGCGACCACUCCAUUAACCAGAUCAUUUGCGAGUUUCGUUACGCCUACUGCCGUUCCUGCGGUCUACGCGGUACACUGCUCUUCCUUCCCACCUGCGAACGCCUGUGCGAGAACUGUGCCUACUACAACCAGGCCUACUGGGGAAUCGAGAUCUUCCGAGCCAUCAAGGCAUUUGCCCUGCCCGCCACCUUCGUCCACAAACUCCCGAUCAUGCUCUCCACCAAAUAUGUGUGGCUCGGAUCAGAGCCCCUUUGCCAAAAAAUUGACCCCACAGAGUUCGUCGCCGUGAAAAGUGUCAAGGCAGCCGCGUUAAAGGUCCACGGAACACAGAAGAACCUAGACCUGGAAGCGGAAAACAUUAUCCCAGAUCGUUUCCGUCGACCGACAACCCUCGAUAUGAAUGAGAGCAUCCGAUACCGAUUCUUCCGCGUUGCGAACUUGGACCCUCUGAACGCAGAUAUGGCCCUGCUCAAAUCACUCCCCGAGACCCACGACCCUAUGCCCCCAUGGGAAGGUUAUUACGGCAGGACCACGACCCUCUUGCCGACGCUCCCGCAUGGUAGCAAGAAGCCUCUUCAGACGUAUCGCUGUGCUGGCUGCUGGUCCAUCUGUUCGUCGCCAUUCGAAAUAACUUCCCAGCAGUACGAGAUGCUCGGAGUAGACCCUGACGCACGAACGUUCGACAAGGCCCGGAUUCUUUGCGGACGAACCAGCUUGACAUAUACGGUGGAGGAGUUGCGACGUCAUGUCGCAGGUUGUUUCGGCGCCAAGUUGUUGAUGUAUCGACAGUCGGUGCUUGAGAAGAAACGCAAGGAGAAGAAGGAGGACAAGUAUGCGUUCCUCCUCACUCGACCUCGCAAGCCAAAUAAUUGGGUGAAUCUCCUCGGACCUUCCCUGUGA
This is a messenger RNA of Penicillium argentinense, 1308 nucleotides long. RefSeq lists its product as uncharacterized. The coding region runs from base 1 to 1308 and encodes 435 amino acids. The transcript has a single exon. NCBI's taxonomy places the organism in Eukaryota, Fungi, Ascomycota, Eurotiomycetes, Eurotiales, Aspergillaceae. The record is from RefSeq and is a predicted model, not a curated record.